Molecule: messenger RNA, 1729 nt
Organism: Amphibalanus amphitrite
Lineage: Eukaryota; Metazoa; Arthropoda; Thecostraca; Balanomorpha; Balanidae
Exons: 1
Coding region: 76-1311 (411 amino acids)
Biological process (GO): response to heat; protein refolding
Molecular function (GO): protein folding chaperone
Source: RefSeq, a predicted model, not a curated record
GGCGUGACGUAACCCGUGCUCCCGAUCUUUCUCAGCCACUCCAGGCACUAACGCGUCGGCUGAUAUAACCGGCGGAUGAAAGCGAUCUGCAGCAGAACUUACCGUGUUGGAGGACUGGAGGGGUCUAUUGUAGCGAUACAAGCGAACAUGCCUGUUACUUUUUUCGUCGAGCCCAGUCGGCUGCCGUCGUGGAGCCCCUGGAGCGAGUGGCUCGAGUCUGGAGCCCGCCGGGAGCCGCGCUGUCUAUGGCUGCGGCGGCCCGCUCUGAAGAGGGGUCCCGAGCUGCCGCUGCAGCUGCAGGGACCGGGCGGUAAGCGGGUGUGCUGCCGGCCCGCCGCAGAGUCUGACGGCUACCGGCAGGUGGUCGACGUGGCCGGCUACCGUCCGGACGAGGUGCGCGUCCGGCUGUCGGCCGACGGCCAGGUCACCGUGUCCGCCUGCCACCGCGAGCGCUCCGACACCGGCUUCAGCCACAGCAGGAUGGUGCGCCGGCUGAGCCUGCCGCAGCACGUGCGGGCCGACCAGCUCAGCUCGCGCUGGACGCCGGCCGGCCAGCUGGUGAUGGAGGCGCCGGCCGCCGAGCCCAGCGAGAGGUGCGGUCGGUGCCCUCGUGACCAGCGGAAGGUCAUCGUGGUGCCCGUCACCUACGAUACUCCGGCCUUCAAAGAAGGGGAGGAAAAGACCGCUGAGGAGGGUGAGGAGACUGAGGAGAGCCGUACUGAGAAGACCUGCACCGACCAGGAGGAGGUCCAAGGGGAGCAGGCGCACGAAGGGGAAGCUGAACAGUCUGACGGACCGGACGUGGCUGUAGAUGUUGAAGCGGCUGCUGAAGAUAAAGAGAAUCCGGAGAUGAGCUCAGAGAGCGCGGAGAACCCCACAGAGAAGUCUCAGGACGAUGUCUUCGAGCCAGCUGAGGCUGCGCCUGUCGAGCCCGCUCCCUCCGUUGCUGCUGCCGAUGAGCCAGCCGAGGUCGUUGACCUGGAGGCCGAGGCGGCCGCCCGGCAGGAGGACGUGCCGGUGGCGGUGCGGUCCGGGUCGCCGGCCUCCGAGUGCGGCCAGAGUAGCGUGCUGGCCUCGGUGGAUGUGAGCAGCUUCCUUCCGGAGGAGGUGGAGGUGCGCGUCAGCGGCCGCCACCUGGUCAUCGAGGCCGUGCACGAGGAGACGGCCGGGGACGGCGGCAGCUGCCAGCUGCGGCUGGCGCGCCGGCUGCCGCUGCCGACACACGUCGACCCGGACCUGGUUACGUGCCGGCUGACCCGGGCCGGUCAGCUGCUGCUCGAGGCGCCCGUCACCCCGGCGCCCGGCGCGUGAUGCCAAGCGAAUCUUUGGUGACGAAAGGUGUUAGUUCUGAAUGAAUUUUGCGUGAUAUUUAUCAGCGGUGUUCGUGUGUGCUAUUGCUCAUUGUGUGCACGGUGGUAUCUGAAAAAGCUGUGUGGUGUUAGACUGCACAAUGGAUGAGAUAACACCAUGGAUGGAUGGACCAUGGUGAGGGUAUUAUUUCAUCCAUGACUGCACAUUCCAAGACCGCCAAGACGUAACAUGUGGCUGUAAACUGAACGAUGUCCAGUGAACAUUCCAUUACAUAUUUCACACGGGCAUUGUAACAUUAACGGGUGUGUCUUACAGCUGCACUCUGGUAUAUUCCGCGAAUCUUAAAUGCUUUGCUUUGCAUUUAUAAAUUGUAGAGAUGUCACGACUUUCGGGUUAUAUAAAGAAAAAAUACAGGCCU